Megalopta genalis is the source of this 2371-nucleotide messenger RNA. It is a transcript of the gene eIF4A, whose product is annotated as eukaryotic translation initiation factor 4A. The record is from RefSeq and is a predicted model, not a curated record. Gene Ontology annotation, molecular function: nucleic acid binding; ATP binding; RNA helicase activity. Lineage: Eukaryota; Metazoa; Arthropoda; Insecta; Hymenoptera; Halictidae.
AGCGCCAUUGUACGGCGUUCGUAAGAAUAUUCCUUGUGACGCAAUAGGAAGUCGUCCUUUCCGUCGACUUCUUGUGAGCGGAACAUGUCGCAUACCUCUGAGCGAAGAAAUGAUGAUCAAUGGCCAGGAGAUUCCAAAAAUGGACCUAGUGAAAGUGAACAAUCAUCGUAUGAUGGACCCUCUGGGAUGGACCCAGGUGGAGUCAUCGAGACCAAUUGGGAUGUUGUCGUUGACAACUUCGAUGAAAUGAAUUUAAAAGAAGAGCUCCUACGUGGUAUUUAUGCUUAUGGGUUUGAAAAACCAUCUGCAAUUCAACAACGCGCUAUUUUGCCAUGUAUUAGUGGGCAUGAUGUCAUUGCACAGGCCCAGUCAGGAACUGGCAAGACUGCUACAUUUUCCAUCUCUAUUUUGCAACAAAUUGACACCAGCAUCAAGGAGUGCCAAGCCUUGAUCUUAGCUCCAACUCGUGAGCUUGCUCAACAAAUCCAAAAGGUCGUUAUUGCAUUGGGAGAUUUCAUGCAUGCCGAAUGCCACGCAUGCAUUGGAGGAACCAAUGUACGUGAAGAUAUGCGGAAACUCGAUCAAGGUGUUCAUAUAGUAGUUGGAACACCUGGUAGAGUUUUUGAUAUGAUUAGUCGGCGUGCGCUGCGCACCAAUAAUAUCAAACUGUUUGUUCUGGAUGAAGCAGAUGAAAUGCUCUCUCGUGGUUUUAAAGAGCAGAUUCAUGAUGUAUUCAAAUUAUUACCUAAUGAAGUGCAGGUUAUAUUGUUAUCUGCUACAAUGCCAAAUGAUGUGCUGGAUGUGUCACAAUGCUUUAUGCGAACUCCAAUUCAAAUCCUGGUAAAAAAAGAAGAGCUCACUCUGGAGGGUAUUAAGCAGUUCUUUAUCAAUGUUGAGCGUGAAGAGUGGAAGUUCGAAACUCUUUGUGACUUAUAUGAUACAUUGAGUAUUACUCAAGCAGUUAUUUUCUGCAAUACACGACGCAAAGUAGAUUGGUUAACGGAUAACAUGCGCAACCGUGAUUUUACUGUGUCCGCUAUGCAUGGAGAUAUGGAGCAAAAAGAAAGAGAUCUCAUCAUGAGGCAGUUUAGAACUGGAUCAUCUCGUGUCCUUAUAACUACCGAUCUUUUAGCACGUGGUAUUGAUGUUCAACAGGUUUCACUUGUCAUCAACUACGAUUUACCUUCUAAUCGAGAAAAUUACAUUCACAGAAUCGGCCGUGGUGGUCGUUUUGGUCGUAAAGGCGUGGCUAUUAACUUCGUGACAGAGGACGAUAAACGGGCCUUAAAAGAUAUUGAACAAUUCUAUAAUACUAGCAUUGAUGAAAUGCCAAUGAAUGUCGCAGAUUUAAUCUAAAUCUGACUAUUGGCUAUAAUUCAUUAUAAUUACAAAAAAAAGAAAUAAAAGUAAGUGAAAUACGGAGCUCUCAGCUGAUCUCUCAUGGUGUGUGAGUAUAUAUAGAGUGAGUUGGUGAAUUACAAUCGCUUAUGUAAACGCGAUUUACCAAAAUAUUCCAACGUUCUCGCCUCAAUUUCAUUUUAUAACAGUAGUUUACAGGAAUAGUUAUUCGCUAAUCUAGAGAAAUUAGUACUAUUACAUAUAAUAAUUAUUACAAUUAUCAGUACAGAUAUAUAUACAUAUAUAUAUACACAUAUAUAUAUGUAUAUAUAUUACCAUACUACUGUUUCUACCACUCUUCGCUCGUACCGCUGUUAUAUUACCGUUAACUGGUGUGUAUACUCUUACGCUUUUUUCUUCUUGGUCUGUAUUUAUUCCUCUAUUUCCUGCUUCUAUUUUUAUCAUAUAUAUUAUAUAUAACCCCUAUUAAUAUUCCUGGUACCCCUGCAUUACUGUCACGAAAAGCUAAGUGUUCACAGUUUCGCUGAACGAAUUUGUAGAAUUAUUAAUAAUACAAUCGUCGCGACUGUAACUAGUGCAAGGUGAUAAAAAGAAAAAAGUGUGGAGUCAGGCAUUUCACCCAGUUCGGUUGUUUUUCACCGUUUUGCUACUACCCUUCCGAAACUUUCUAUUGUCUAGAUGCACCCGCCGUAUUAUCUCCCUGUGUAUCCAAAUUUCGUUAUGAACUUCAAAUUCUUUGUCUUGAACCAUCUUAUUAUUUCACCUUUUCUUUUACGCGCCUUUUCCAAUUGGAUGAUUCAUUCCAUGUUCUGUGGCCCUUCUUCAACGCUCCUACCACCGCGAUUGCAACGUGUUCGUCUAGGCAGAGGUUUAGUUGGGUAUUGGAAGGGAUACUUUAAUCACAAGCGUUGCCGAAGGAGAUGUACAAUUCAGACUUAGACGAUAUGAAUUUUUGUAUAUCCCAAAUCCCAAGUACAUACCUUCAUUAAGAAAUAAAGUGUUUGACCUUUUA